AUGGGCAGAAAAAAGAUCAGCAUCAGCGAGAUUGAAAACUCGCGCCAACGGACUGUGACUUUUGCUCGACGCCGCGCCGGACUGAUUAAAAAGGCCCACGAACUGAGCGUUCUUUGCGGAGUCAAAGUAGCCAUUGUCAUCUUUGACGCCAAAAACGCUAGCCAUGUCUAUGCGUCUUCUGGCGCACCAGAGGAUUUAUUUGCUCGGUACCUCAACAAGCAGUUUUUGACAAACGAAUCAAGAAAGCGCAAGGAGCAAGCCGAGACAGUCGAGGAGGAAACCGGCGGUACGUAUGGUUUCGACGACACAGGAUCCUUUAUCCGUCGCCGGCUGGCGGUUGUGAACGAAUACAAGGUAACCUCUGACGGGCCCAGUUCGGAAAACCUCCACGUCAAGUACACCAAGCAAUACCACAGCCCCAACACGCAAAACAAGCCCACGAUAGAUAGCCCCAACCAACCGCCGACCACCAACACCUUAAUCAAGCACCCAAAUACCCUGCUAAAUUGCAACACCAUCCCAGCUACAAUGCCCGGCAUGAUCAAGAUGCCUCUGCCUGUGCGUUCCACUUCGCUCGUCAAGCGCGGCACAGCGUCGGCUGCGCCUAACAGCAGUCCCGGAAUGGCACAGAUGCCUUUCCAACAAGCUGGACAGGGCCGGGUGAUGUCUGCCAUUGAUUCCAUUGCCCAUCUAGGUAUGCAGCAACAGCAGCACCAGCAGCAGCAACAUAGCCAGUUUUCUGGUGGCGUAGAGUUGAUGUCUGCUGGUGAUCUUUCAUCGCUCGGUUUGCUUUCUCACCAUGGGAUGGGAUCUAGACCACCGGUCAAUAUGGCUUUUGACAGUCAGCCUAUGGACCUCCAGUGCGUUCGCAGUAUGCUGGGGAUCAUAGAUAAUAAAGUUUGGGACGGCGGCAGUCCGAUUAGUAUGUCGGGGAGCAGCAAUGGCAGCAAUGUCGGCUUUAACGUUAAAAAUUCUGUAAACAGUCCCAUGAUCCGCACCGAUACCACUGGCGGAGGAGAGAGAGGAGGGGAGCCGAAAGCUAAACGACCUAAAUCCCAGUCCUUCUCACGCCACAAUUUCCAAACACCCCUACCGCAAACACCAGGAAUAAUGGGCUCUGCUUCCAACCAGUCCUUCGCGGCCAUUCCUCCUCCCAGAAAGCCCAGCGCGCCGAGUGAUUUCAACGAGUCACUGUUGGACAACUUCUUUGCCAACCCGGAGCUAGCCGAGCUUUUGCAAAAAACUUGGCAGGGCAACAGCAACAGCAACAGCAGCAGCAGUGGUGGUGGCAGCAAUAGUGAUCAGCAGCAAGUUGAAUCUCGGGCAGCACUAGCAGCGACCAACAGCCAUCAGAACUCCUGGAUACAUCCACACAUGGGAUUCACAGCCCAGGCAGCCGGCAACACUCUAGGAGGCGGCUACGAGUCAGCGGUAAACCAUAGCUCUGUGGAUAGUGGUAACACGCGCAUGGGGUACGAUGGCGCUGUAAUCGAUGACGAUGAGCACAUGGAUUCUUCCUCCGAGUCAUCGUCUUCAGACACAGAUAUCGACAUUGACUGUGGCUCUGAAGAUGACCAGCUGAACGAUCUGCCAAAGCAAAACUUGCCAGCGACAAUGGCAGCAGCAGCGCCAGCUUCGAUGCAGCAGUUUUACGCGCCCGCUGCGGGUAAUUCUAAUCCUAUGGACAUGCCUGGGCGCAACGAGGAUUACACGAGACUGUGCGCCAGCAUUGAGCUCCAGACGCCGGCGUCGACAUCGAUGGCAGGGCAGGCGACAAAUGUGCCUGCGCUAUAUCGUGCUGACAACGCCAUGUUGCAAGGGGCGUUUGACUUUGCGUCGUUGAAUAGCAUUCCAGGGGUCUACCUGUCCAACGGGAACUACAUGAUGCUCCAGGGCCAGGAUACUAACAACCACCAAUAUGCCAACCAACAGUGCGGAUUCCCAUCUGAUAUGCCUUUUGCGAUUCAAGACGGCAAAGUAUUCUAA
Kickxella alabastrina is the source of this 1986-nucleotide messenger RNA. RefSeq lists its product as uncharacterized. Gene Ontology annotation, biological process: positive regulation of transcription by RNA polymerase II. The transcript is spliced from 3 exons. The record is from RefSeq and is a predicted model, not a curated record. NCBI's taxonomy places the organism in Eukaryota, Fungi, Kickxellomycota, Kickxellomycetes, Kickxellales, Kickxellaceae. The coding region runs from base 1 to 1986 and encodes 661 amino acids. Gene Ontology annotation, molecular function: protein dimerization activity; DNA-binding transcription factor activity, RNA polymerase II-specific; RNA polymerase II cis-regulatory region sequence-specific DNA binding.